CCCCGCACCCCAGCCACCAGCCAGCCCCACCAGCCCCGCGGUCCCGGCCGGAGGAGACAGAUCCUCUAGCCGCUCGAUGGGGAGUCACAGAAGACCGCCUGUGUGUGUCAGAUUCCCACCUCUCUGUAGCAAGAGAAGUAACUACAGCGCCUUCACAGUCAUGAUGAUGAAACUGGUAUUAACUGAGUGGCCCUUAUGGAUUUUUAACUCUAACUCACAGUGAGCCAGCAAGCCAUAUGUUUACAAUUCAACCAAAAACCCUUCGUGUUGCUGCACUUCUCGUGUGAGAAGUUGAGACGCCUGUUGGUACAGAGUGGAGUACAAGAGUUACUUGCCGUGGAAUGCACCUGCAGCAGAGCGAGAAGACGUCUUAAUUUAUCAUUGGAGAGAGAUGAUAGUAUUAUUUAUAUAGGUAGAAUAAAUAUAUAUACAUAUAUAUUUUGGUGGUAAUGAAAAUGGCUCCGCAGAAUGCCGACUCAGAAUCUAUGCAAGUACAAGAGCUGCCUGUGCCCCUGCCAGACCCUCAGAAACCCAGAGACCCAGAGGCGGAGACCCAAGAGGAGACCACAAGCGAGGGGUCCAUAGACAGAAUCCCUACACGCCUUUGGGUCAUGCAUGGAGCAGUGAUGUUUGGCAGGGAAUUUUGUUACGCCAUGGAGACAGCACUGGUUACACCUAUACUGUUACAGAUAGGCCUCCCUGAGAAGUACUACAGCCUCACCUGGUUCCUGAGCCCUGUUCUUGGCCUCAUCUUCACACCACUCAUUGGCUCUGCAAGUGACCGCUGUACCCUGAGCUGGGGCCGCCGGCGGCCCUUCAUCCUAGCGCUGUGUGUGGGGGUCCUCAUUGGUGUUGCACUUUUCCUCAACGGCUCCGCUAUAGGUCUGGCGCUUGGCGAUGUUCCCAGCCGGCAGCCCAUUGGCAUUGUCCUCACGGUGCUGGGAGUGGUGGUCCUGGAUUUCAGUGCCGAUGCAACUGAGGGGCCUAUCCGUGCCUACCUGCUGGAUGUGGUAGACAGUGAGGAGCAAGACAUGGCCCUCAACAUACACGCCUUCUCUGCUGGCCUUGGUGGGGCCAUUGGCUACGUGCUGGGUGGGCUGGACUGGACGCAGACCUUCCUAGGUGACUGGUUCCAGACGCAGAACCAGGUGCUGUUCUUCUUCGCUGCCGUCAUCUUCUCGGUGUCAGUGGCUCUGCAUCUCUUCAGCAUUGAGGAGGAGCAGUACAGCCCACAGCAGGACCGCGGGCCUGAGGAUGCCACCCUGCCCAGCACCAGUGUCCAGCCUGGCGCCCUAGCCCCUGCUACCCGCCUCAGUUCCCUUGGUGGGGGCGUGCAGGACGGCAGCCCCCCAUUCCCAGAUGAGGUGCAGUCAGAACACGAGCUGUCCUUGGACUACCUCGAUGUGGACAUCGUGCGCAGCAAGAGCGACUCGGUGCUGCACAUGGCUGACGCCACACUGGACAUGGAGCCUCAGCUGCUCUUCCUGCAUGACAUCGAGCCCUCCAUCUUCCAAGAUGCUUCCUACCCCAGCACCCCCCAGAGCACCAGCCAAGAGCUCCUGAGGGCCAAGCUGCCCCGCCUGUCCACGUUCCUCAGGGAGUCCACCAAGGAGGACGACACCUUGCUUGAUAAUCACUUGAAUGAAGCUAAAGUCCCAAAUGGGAGAGGCUCUCCACCAAUGAACUCCCUCAGCCGCUCUAAGGUAGACUUGAAGCCCUCAGUCACAUCUGGCUCCAUGAGGCGGCGUAGGCACAUGUUCCACAGGCAGGCUUCCAGCACCUUCUCCUACUACGGCAAGAUUGGGUCCCACUGUUACCGCUACCGCCGGGCCAACGCAGUGGUCCUGAUCAAGCCAUCCCGAAGCAUGAGUGACCUGUAUGACCUGCAGCAGCGGCAGCGCUCCCGGCACCGCAACCAGAGUGGGGCUACUGCCUCCAGCGGGGACACGGAGAGUGAGGAGGGCGAGACAGAGACCACUGUGCGCCUGCUCUGGCUGUCCAUGCUGAAGAUGCCCAAGGAGCUGAUGUGGCUCUGCCUCUGUCACCUCCUCACUUGGUUCUCUGUCAUCGCAGAGGCUGUCUUCUACACUGACUUCAUGGGCCAGGUCAUCUUCAAAGGGAACCCCCAGGCCCCCUCCAACUCCACCAAGUGGCAUGCCUACAACGCUGGCGUGAAGAUGGGCUGCUGGGGCCUGGUCAUCUAUGCUGCUACUGGUGCUAUCUGCUCAGCCCUGCUACAGAAGUACCUGGACAACUAUGACCUGAGCAUCAGGAUCAUCUACAUGUUGGGGACCCUGGGCUUCUCCGUGGGCACCGCUGUUAUGGCCAUGUUUCCCAAUGUCUAUGUGGCCAUGGUCACCAUCAGCACCAUGGGUGUCGUCUCCAUGAGCAUCUCCUACUGCCCCUAUGCCCUCCUAGGGCAUUACCAUGACAUCAAGGAGUAUGUCCACCACAGUCCAGGGAAUUCCAAGCGUGGAUUUGGCAUCGACUGCGCCAUCCUCUCCUGUCAGGUCUACAUCUCCCAGAUCCUGGUUGCAUCUGCUCUUGGGGGUGUGGUUGAUGCUGUGAAUACUAUCAUUGUCAUCCCCAUAGUGGCCUCUGUGGGCUCUUUCCUGGGCUUCCUGACAGCCACAUUCCUGGUCAUCUACCCUGAGGUGUCAGAAGAAGCAAAGGAAGAACAGAAAGGGCUAUCCUCAGGGCCCACUGGCGAAGGCGAGGGUGGAGCAGACAGUGAAAAGCCCACUGUACUGAAGCUGUCUCGGAAGGGGGGCCUGCGGGGGUUGGUGGAGACAGAGUCUAUGGUGUGAGCCCCAGCUGGUACAUUCCACACUGGAGGGCAGGGUGCACUGGGGGUUAUGCUUGCCGACAGCAUGCGAGCUGGAGUCCUUCCCAGAGCACAGUCCAAGUUCAGUAGGUGUUAGGUGUAGGGUAGGUUUGAGCUAUUAGACAAAAAUAUCACACUAAUUACCUUUCCCACAAUUAAAAAAAUCAUUUGAAAUCUUUUUUUAUUGAAAAAGAACUUAAUUUCAGCUGUCUUUUAUUCUGCAGGUAUAUCAUUCUGCAUGUUUUUAAAUUGUGAAAUAUUCACAGCAUAGUCAAUAAGCAAUUUAGAAAAUGUAAGGGCCUGCAUUUCUAAACCAGUAAUUGGAAGUGCAGAAACUGACUCCCUUGGCAGGUGUCAUCUGAAGGCAGCAGACAGCAGCAGCGCAGUAUCCAGAUUGCCCAGCAGGUGUCUGUCGGGGACGCCUUCAGCAUCAGUCUGGGAUUGCAGCCCUUCAGAGUAUUUUUCUGUUUAUUUUAAAAACAGUAUUUUUUUUUUUCACAACUGUGGUUUUCUUAGAACAGCAUCUCUGGCGAGUUAGGCUCACAAUCCUGUGCAUAGCUGAGGCCUUACACCAAAGCUGGGGAAGGGGCCCGGAGGUGUUUGAACAGAAGGCAGCCAUUCCCCAGGGCAGCCUCCAGACAUCCCAUCCAGGGACAGCACCAGUCAGCAGGGCUGAAUGUGAACUCUGAGUGUGCCUCCUGUGUGCUUGUGUGUAAGUGUGUCUGUGUCCUGUCCCUACCCACAUGGUCCUCCCCAGAAGCCACCACAAGGCAGCUGUUGGCUCUGUGUGACACUUCAGCUUGUCUCUACACGUUUGGCUGGAAAUCCAGGCACAGAGCUCCAGGUGAGCAUUGGCUCCCAAGUCUUGCUGCAAGGCUACCUCGAGAAUGGGGGACAGUGGCAUCAGAGCAGGGCAUGUGAAGGUGCCAAGGCCUACCUCCCUGCCACAUUGGUGACAUUGAUCCUCGCUGGAACCUAACUGAAAUCUUGUGACCUCAUCACCUGCUCCUGCUGAUGGUCACUGGAAUGGGAAUGAAGGCAACGAGAAGCAGGCAUCUGCCUGAGCAGGAGGGCUGGUGACCCAGGAACCCCGAGUAGUUCCAUUUCUCCACAUGAACAAAACUUGGGCUUCAGGGAAGCAGGCUCAGCAAAUGCUGCAGCUGUGGGUAAAGACUUUCCAAAUGACGGUCUCUGUUUAACAACUCCACAGCCUCUCGUUCAUGAAAGUCAGUCCGCACUCAGGAGAGGGAGGCCCCCCUGGAUGGUACCCAGAUGAAGUCAGAGCCGUGCUCUUGCUGCCUCGGUUGAUGUUUUUACAUAAAGUACUUUACAGUGCAUGAGAAUCAUGCUGCAAUAUGAGCAUUCUAAAGCAAAGAUAUAUACAUAUAUAUUUCAAAAUGAAAGUAAGCAGUUUUUAAAUAAAUUACUUGAAUUUUCUGUGUCUUCAAAGGAA
Grammomys surdaster is the source of this 4277-nucleotide messenger RNA. It is a transcript of the gene Slc45a4, whose product is annotated as solute carrier family 45 member 4. The coding region runs from base 450 to 2807 and encodes 785 amino acids. Gene Ontology annotation, biological process: transmembrane transport. The transcript is spliced from 8 exons. Gene Ontology annotation, molecular function: sucrose:proton symporter activity. The record is from RefSeq and is a predicted model, not a curated record. Gene Ontology annotation, cellular component: membrane. Lineage: Eukaryota; Metazoa; Chordata; Mammalia; Rodentia; Muridae.